Messenger RNA from Cryphonectria parasitica EP155, 888 nucleotides. RefSeq lists its product as uncharacterized. Gene Ontology annotation, molecular function: zinc ion binding; DNA-binding transcription factor activity, RNA polymerase II-specific. The annotation marks the transcript as partial. The record is from RefSeq and is a predicted model, not a curated record. Lineage: Eukaryota; Fungi; Ascomycota; Sordariomycetes; Diaporthales; Cryphonectriaceae. Gene Ontology annotation, biological process: regulation of DNA-templated transcription. Gene Ontology annotation, cellular component: nucleus. The transcript has a single exon.
CACUACAACACAAGCCGCACCAGGUCAAAGUACUCACACGCCGCCAAAUUGUGGAGUGAUUUUGGUCCUGGGGGGAUGUCGACCACCGAGCGCCGCCGUAACGGCUCAGAGGCAUCCUGUGAGCCUUGCCGCAAAAGGAAGCAGAAGUGUGGACACGAGCAGCCAGUAUGUAUGGCCUGUCGCCGCCGAAAGCUCGAAUCCCGCUGCUGGUACCACCCUGCGCCUCUCUCGAAGCCACGAGGCAACAAUACACACUCCAGGCGUGCCGUUCCAUUUAGUCCGACCCCUUCUGGGAAGUCUGGGGGCGGGCACGGACAUGAGCCCGCAGGCCCUGUGAGAUCUCGUCUUGGAGGUAUUCUCGCCGGCACUGGCGCGCCAGAGAGAGCCUUGAGGAUCCACACGCUGCCUUUCUUGACAAUUGACUUUCAUGGGUGCCCGCCACAGGCUGUCGUGCCAGGCAUUACCAAUCGGGACGCAGAGGCCUCCAGGGAACAACUCAAUGCCACGGAAGAGAUUCUGUCUCACUUCAAGCAUAUCGCGAGGAUCGAAAAACUUGUCGAGGAUGGCAUCUUGUUCAGAGAAAUCGCCGUCGUCCCGCCUCCCGUUGUUCGGCGGUUCUUAGCCUCUAUCAAGAGCAUAGCUGCGGCUGCAGGAUACGGUGGUCAUAUUAAUAUUGAUGAUAACAAUAAUAAUAGUGAGGCCGCCAACGGAAACAGCAGCACCCUCAGUGUAUCACAGCUUGCCAGGAAUGUGAUAGAAGCCUCAUCGUCGGUAAUCAAUAUCACACCACGCCUCGACGGAGAGGCCUUCUGUGCGCUCUUCUGCGGGGCGAACCUUCGUGUGGAAGCGUUGGGUGUGGCAGUGGCCAUAGGGGCCUUAGGUGAAUGA